Messenger RNA from Angiostrongylus costaricensis, 354 nucleotides. The record is from the annotation of a GenBank genome assembly. NCBI's taxonomy places the organism in Eukaryota, Metazoa, Nematoda, Chromadorea, Rhabditida, Metastrongylidae.
AUGGGAGUGAAAAUCGAUGGUUGGCAGUUACACAACCUUCGAUUUGCUGAUGACAUCGUCCUUAUAAUACCAAACAUUAGCGAGGCGGAAUGUAUGCUUUCCGACUUUGAUAAGGCCUGUGCAAAGAUUGGUCUCCAACUAAACCUCACGAAAACGAUGUUCAUGAAGAACGGAUUGGUUUCGUAUGCUCCAUUCACGCUCAACAGAAUGAAUAUCCUUUCCACUUCCGCUUUACAGCAGAAGUGGAAAGAACUGUUCAAUCAAUGCCGAUAUAGAGAACAUUCUUCGUUCGAGAACAUCUCGGAGACUGUUCCUUCUGCUCUCUUCUUGUGCAGAGGUGAGUCGGAGAGGUAA